Oryza sativa Japonica Group (Japanese rice) is the source of this 3783-nucleotide messenger RNA. Lineage: Eukaryota; Viridiplantae; Streptophyta; Magnoliopsida; Poales; Poaceae. The record is from RefSeq and is a predicted model, not a curated record.
AUGGUGAAGGCGAGGUUCUUCGGGAGCACGGACACCAUGAUGUCACCCAACUCGCCUAGGCUCGUCGUCGUGAUGCCGCGGGAGAGGGGAGAGGUGGCCAGCCGCUUUGUACCUGAGUCCGAGGACGAGGCGUGUGGAGGCGACCCCAACUCCGAGCCGUCUCCUGACGGCUGCGUCGUCCCUGACUUCGAGGAUGAGGCGUGUGGUAGCGACCCCGACUCCGAGCUGCCUCCCGACGGCUGCAUCGUCCCUGACUCCGAGGACGAGGCGUGUGGCGGUGACCCUGACUCCGAGCUGCCUCCUAACGGCGGCUUUGUCCCUAAAUCCGAGGAGAAGGCGUGUGGCGGUGACCCUACUCCGAACCACCUCCUGACGGCUGCAUCCUCCCUGAAUUCGAGGAUGAGGCGUGUGGCGGCAACCCCGACUCCGAGCUGCCUCCCGACAGCUGCUCCAUCCCUCUGGGAGGCCGCCUUUGUGGUCACCUUAAGCUUGUUGUUUUGCAUCCAUGGUCAACUAGACAAUCUUGGUUUCAUAAGCAUCGACUGUGGAUAUAUCACGAGGCCAAGCUACCCAGAUUUCAAGACAAAUCUAACAUAUGUAGCCGAUGUGGGCUUCACAAAUACAGGGUUUAUUCACACUGUUGAUGUUGGCAACCUGCAGAGGGAUCUUGCACAACGGUACACAACUGUCCGCUACUUUCCCAAUGGAACUCGCAACUGCUAUACGCUCAAGCAGCUAACACGAGGUGGCAAGUAUCUUGUGAGGGCCACCUUUGGGUAUGGCAACUACGAUGCUUUCAACUCACCUCCUGCCUUUGAUCUCUAUCUUGGGGCCAACUACUGGGUCAAGGUGAACAUUACCAACUCCAGCAGAGCAUAUGUCCAUGAGACGAUUGCAGUGUCUCCUUCUGAAUUCUUGCAGGUUUGCUUGGUAAACACUGGGUCAGGAACUCCUUUCAUCUCAGGGCUUGACCUAAGGCCAAUGUGGCACAAUGUGGCACAAUCUCUAGUUUUGCUCAGCUUUUUCCGUGAAACGGUCAGUUUUGGCUUCAAUCGCUUCCAUUUUGGAACUGAUGAGCACCACAUUAGGUACCCAGUUGAUCGCUACGACCGCUUCUGGCAGAGGUAUGAAGACAUUCCUGGCUGGGAAGAUGUUCCUGACAAAAUCAAUGGGACAGUCAAGAGCCCCCAAAACGACACCUAUGGUGCACCUUCUGAUCUUAUGCGUAGUGCAUCUACUGCGGUGAAUGCCUCAAGGAUGGACCUGCCAUGGAGUUCUGAUGCAUCCAUGGAUGUUGGCAUCGGCCCCGAGUACAUUGUUGUGCUAUACUUUGCCGAGGUGCAGGCUAUCUCAGAUAACUUGUUACGGCAGUUCCUUGUUUCUGUGGAUAACACCCCGCUGGCUGCUGCAUUCAGCCCACGGCACAUGUUGGCUGAUGUUUUCUCGGGAACUGUGCUAGGCUCAGACCAGCAUAGCAUCUCCCUCAUUACAACAAUAAUCUCUGACCUUCCACCUUUGAUUAGUGCCAUGGAGAUAUUCUUAGGGCGGACACUGAAUGAGUCUUCCACUGGCUCCUCUGAUGCCAUUGCCAUGAUGACUAUACAGACAAAGUAUUCUGUGAAGAGGAACUGGGAGGGUGAUCCUUGUGCUCCCGAAGCUUUUGUAUGGGAUGGAUUGAGCUGCAUUCAUACUUCCAUCGGAGACAUCCAAUAUAAUCCUAGGGGUUUGCACAGAAUAACAGCUUUGAACUUGUCAUUCAGCGAAUUGAUUGGUGAUAUUGAUGCUUCCUUUGGUCAGCUUUUGUUGCUCCGACACUUGGAUCUAUCUUACAAUAACCUGUCAGGAUCAAUACCUGACUUUCUGGGUCAAAUGCCAUUGCUUACCUUUCUGGAUUUGUCAAGCAAUAACCUCAGUGGAACAGUUCCAACUAGUCUGCAAGAAAAAUCUGACAGUGGGCAGAUGAUACUAAAGACUGGAAAUAACCCCAACCUGUGUGGAAAUCAUACAUGCGACCCCAUUUCUAACAAAAACAAGAGGAACAAAUUUAUAGGUUUUGUAAUAGCUGCUGCCAUAGUAGCUACGGUGUUCGCGCUGUCCCUAUCUGCACUUUUCAUUUGGUACAGGAGAAGGAAGACAAACCCAGAUGUGCUUCCUGAAGCUGAUCCAUACAAGAGUCGGAGGUUCAAGUACAAGGAACUCCAAGUCAUCACGAAUGACUGGAGAAAUGUAAUUGGGGAGGGUGGAUUUGGUCAUGUCUAUGCUGGUCAAUUGGAGGAUGUAACUGACGUUGCUGUCAAGGUUGAAUCACAAACAUCUUUGCGAGGGAAUCAUAAGCAGUUUCUGGCAGAGGUUCAACACCUGACCAGGGUUCAUCAUAAGAACUUGGUGUCCUUAAUUGGCUACUGUAACGACAAGAAACAUCGAUGCCUUGUCUAUGAAUACAUGGAUGGGGGAACCCUGGAGGGCCGGCUCAGAGGUCGUGAAGAUCCACCUGAACCACCCCUUACCUGGCUGCAACGCGUUAACAUUGCACUAGGAUCUGCCAACGGAUUAAAUUACCUGCACACGAUGUGCAGUCCACGGUUGAUUCACAGGGAUGUCAAGGCGGGAAACAUCCUUCUGACAGCAAACCUUGAAGCAAAGAUAUCUGACUUUGGGUUGACAAGGCCUUCCAUCCAUGGGACAGUGGAAACACGCACCAUCACCCAACUGGCUGGCACUCCAGGAUACAUGGACCCAGAAUCCCUUCAAGCUAGUCAUCCAAGUGAGAGCAACGACGUGUACAGCUUCGGAGUUGUUCUUAUGGUGGUCAUCACAGGGAGAACAGCGAUCGUCACCAUCAAUGGCACAGAGAAGAACCUUGCACAGUGUGUGCGUGACUGGCUUUCAAGCGGAAGAGGAAUCGAGGCUAUCGCUGAUCCGAUGAUACGAGAUGAUUGCAAUCUCAGCUCUGUAGAGAUGGUGGCACAAUUGGCACUGGAUUGCACGGAGCCCGCUGGGCAGGACCGGCCAACUAUGGCGGAUGUUGUGACCACACUGACGGAGAGCUUGCAACUGGAGAUGUCGUGGUCGUCGCCGCACUCCAUGAGAUCCAGCACCACCAUCUCAUCAUCAGCUGGGUUCACCGGUUCAGGGCGUGCUGAUCAUGACGCCGCUGCUGACUCCAUUGCCGUGCUUCAAGUAGAACAGGCCGUCGUGGAAACAUCAACAAGGGGCUUCACAAUUCUGGAUAGGGCUCCACGCAGUCAAACGUUGGAUGAACUCAUGAACACCGGAAGCGAGUUCUCCAUACAUGGCCAGUAUGUCUGGUUACCUUGAAGCAGCUGUUAAAUAGAUAUGUGCAAAUGGAGAAUGGGACAUUCAGCUUCACAGGACACUUGGUGAAUCUGAGUUGAGGAGCUGGAAUGAACUGCAAAAUAUUCUGGAUAUGAAACAAGAGAUCAUUGUUAUUUUUUCGAACACGCUUUAAGCGUCGAUGUAUUAGAAGCUAUCAAAGUUCAUUUACACGACCGCACCAUAUGCUAGCAGCAGGCACCGCCACCAGAACGUUGUACAAAAUGCAAAAGUUUAGCGGUGCAAGCUAAAGUUUCAGGGAAGAAUUCAAGCGGCAGCCUAGCUUAAGAAAAUGAAAUGGCUAAGAGAACCACACUCUAAGCUAUGUCGGGGAAAGUGAGACAGUUAACCACACCUACAGUGUGUGGCUAUAUGCGCUCCUUCACAGUUUAUGUGCUGUUGUUUGAGAAAUGCAUACAAAUGGCGAAACCUACCAACCUUGCUUGAUAA